This is a messenger RNA of Rhincodon typus (whale shark), 1924 nucleotides long. RefSeq names its product spermatogenesis associated 2-like (gene spata2l). The coding region runs from base 595 to 1923 and encodes 442 amino acids. The record is from RefSeq and is a predicted model, not a curated record. NCBI's taxonomy places the organism in Eukaryota, Metazoa, Chordata, Chondrichthyes, Orectolobiformes, Rhincodontidae. The transcript has 5 exons. Gene Ontology annotation, cellular component: cytoplasm.
UCUGGAGGUUGGACUUGUCUGUAUCACAUGCUGAACGGGAAGUGACAAUUUCAGCAAGAUCUAUCUUUGCAUGUUAAGUUUGAUACGAGUUGCUGUGGGUUAUUUUGUGUUCUUCAUCUGACGUCCAAACAUUUUCCUGGUGAUUUUACAGGUGUUUAACCAGUCCGGGAAUGGUUCACAUUCAUCUGUGUACUGGUUGUAAAACGUGUAGCAGAAUCGUGAGAUUUCCUGCGGAAAAGUGAAAUUGGAACAAAAGGUAUUGAGGUCACAUAACCCAAUUUUAUUACCUACGAUUGAAGUAGACAUCGAGGGCGUUUUUUUACUUCAUUCACUCUCGGAUCGCUACUUGAUAAGGAUAUCUUCUGCACGACCACCCAUUGUGUACAAUAUCAUACUGACUUGCUCUAUACCUGGCUUUGCAGCAAGGCUGGAUGCAAUGAUACCUUGAAAAUCUUCAGCAUCAAUUCACCCCAUGCAUCAGCUUGAUUGACACAUGAAACCUGCUUAGGAGAGCUUUCUAUAUUCUUUCGUUCACUGUCACCAUAUAAUAAUCUUGCUCUUGUGCUGCUGAAGAAUAUUUAGAGUCUGCUGAGAAUGAACACUGGAUUUAGAAUUAUUUUUGAUCAAUAUAAGAAGCUGUAUGAAGAUGGUUUUUCAGGGCAAAAUACGACCUGCCAUGAUGAAGAAUUAAAAGGAUUGGUCAAACAGAAGUUAAUAGAAAGGGCUGCAGAUUUAGCCCAUUUCCUACAGGAUGAUAUGGUUGAAAUUAUUUCCAAGUCUUUGCACAAGACAAUGAAUUACGCAAGUACAUUAAAGUUGCUGAUUGGGGCUUUUGAAUUACUGGAGUUAGCCGCUGUCAACCUCUUCCUGUACCCAUGGAGAAAUGAAUUCAAAACAAUUAAAAUGUUUUCAGGAGCGUAUGUGCACUACCUAAAACCUGCAAUCUGUAAUGAAGACCUGAUAAGAUUCUUUAAGAAAAUGGGCUAUACAUUAAAGGAUAACCUCCAACUAGAAAUUAAAGACCUACCACAUUCUUUGGAAUUGAUCAGGCUGGCAUUUGAAUUCUUUGUUACGAGGAUUGAAUGUGAAAUCUUGUUGGAAAUUGUAGACAAGUUGGAGCACUACAAAGUUUCAGUUGAUGAAUUGCUUCAAGAAAGGAAAUUGAUGGAAAACAUUGAUAUUUGUGUGAAUAAACUGAAGUGCCUUCCUGCUGCUGACAGAAAUCCAAGAGAAAACCUACUUAGAAAGACACUUCCCACUGAAGAUAGUGUUGGCAAGGACUUAAGAGGGAUUUCUAGUGUAAAAAAUCAAGCCAGUUCUCAAUCCCAGAGGGAGUAUGAUGGAAAUGCAAUCCAUUCACCGACAUGGAAGUCCGUGUGGCCUGCUCCUGAAUGCCAAUGCAAGAAUGAUGAUUAUAACAAACACUUUACUGGAAUCCCUGAUACUAAUUGUGUUCCUUCAAUGAACCAAGACCCUGCAAAAGAUGGAUGUGCAUUUAACUCAAUUAGUAACUCUUAUACAGAUAGAGAUAGGAAAAUGGUAUUAUUGGAAAACAUUGAUGCUAAGAACUACAAACAGCAUUGCUGCCUUGGUAACGGUGAAUCUGUUCACUUCUGUUGUGAAACAUGUCUCUUGUUACACACUAUUAUGUGUGAAGCUGUUGAAAACUGUACCAGUCAUGGUCAUUCCUUUACAUUUUUUGGUGCUCAAAGCUCAACAUAUUUGCCAAAAGCUGAAGCUUCUAAUAGUGACUUAAAAGGGCUAUCAUAUGCAGACAUAGUAAAAACAGAUUCAAACUGUGGUAUUUGUCAACGUGCGUCUGUAAGGUUUCUUUGUGAAUGUGGUAUGCGUGUGUGUGGUUACUGCGGUUAUGAAAAUAUUUUGCUCUGCAAGAUCUGUGGCAAUAAAAUUUCAAAAGCUUGAA